This is a messenger RNA of Aureobasidium namibiae CBS 147.97, 1011 nucleotides long. RefSeq lists its product as uncharacterized. NCBI's taxonomy places the organism in Eukaryota, Fungi, Ascomycota, Dothideomycetes, Dothideales, Saccotheciaceae. The transcript is spliced from 2 exons. The coding region runs from base 1 to 1011 and encodes 336 amino acids. The record is from RefSeq and is a predicted model, not a curated record.
AUGGUGCCAGACUCAGCAAUUGUUGGCUUUGUGUGGGUGCUGACCGCCAUUUCUGGCAUCAUCGUUGUCGCCAGGAGCGUCAUGAAAUUUCUACGAUUCCGAGGUCUGGCUUGGGAAGACUCCCUGAUGAUAAUCUCGUUGGCUCUCGCCGUUGUCUACGGCACAUCCACCAUUCUUCUCUACGAUCUUGGUCUGAAACAACAUACCGCUUUCUAUUCGCCAGAAUUCGCAGAAUAUCUCUACCUCUGCCAUGCUGUGGGCUUUAUGGCACCCAUGUUCAGUCGUAUCUCGUUUUGCCUGUAUAUGCUGCGCGUCCUCAGCACGACUUCUGUCACCAGAAAACGCCUCAUAUACGCCUUCAUCGCACUGCAACUCGCUGUGAACGUACCCGUCAGCAUUUUCGUCUUCACGCAAUGCGGCAGCUUCCAAGAGUUGUGGCAGCAUGGAAUAGCGCAGCCCUCACCUUCAUGCGUGCGCCAUGACAUCAUCAAGAUUUUGGCCCUGGUGGCCGUAGUCUUCAACGCCGCUACAGAUCUCUUCUUGACCAUUCUACCGGCAGUCGUGGUCUGGAGUAUCAAGGUCAUGACUGCUCGUGCUCGCCUCGGCCUUGCAGCGACUUUGGGAUUGUCAUUCUUCGCUACUAUUGCCAGUGUGAUCAAGAUCUGGUGUGUGUAUGCUCUGUACACUUACAAGCCCUCCCUCGAGACAGUUGGCAGGUUGGUCAUUGUCAUGGGUGUCGAGAUCAAUGUGGUCAUUAUCGCUGCAUCCAUCCCAGUCCUCGCACCACUGUUUUUGCAGAAAAGUGGAACGAACAAGAAGAGAAUGUAUAAGGAGCCUGAAUUGAAGACGUACGACACUGGUGCCGAGAGCGCUGCGACGAAGGACAUUUCGCUGCAGUCGAGCAAUACACUUGGUACUUCUUCAAGCAAGACAUGCAAUGGUUCCACACAAGGCAAAAGUGUCAUUACGAGGACGAUGGAGGUGUCGUCGGAGGAUAGAGAAGCCGUAUGA